AAAAGUGUACCAUUUUCAGUAUAAAAGAUCUCUGGCUUUGCUAUAUUUGUUUUAAACUAUGACCCGGAAGCUACACGACACUUCCGCUGUUUGACAGUUACGAUAGCAGCACGCGAGUACUACACUGCCUACAGCAUUACACAAAGCAGCACUUGUAAGUGGAAAUGUCGAGCCUGUCAGCAGCUAGUAUUGAGUCUUCACCUGCUAUAGAGGGGACAGAGCAGAAGAAGCCUCUGAAAGCUUGCUGUGCGUGUCCUGAAACCAAGAAGGCAAGAGAUGCCUGCAUUAUCGAGAAGGGGGAAGAAAGCUGCACAGGCCUAAUAGAAGCCCACAAGGAAUGCAUGAGGGCGCUUGGUUUUAAGAUCUGAUUCCAACAUGAUGUGAUUGCGUGGAUGUUUGUGACUGGCUGUGUGAAAUGGACCUGGUGUGUGCUUCAUUUUUAUUUAUACUUAAACACUGAAAGGAAGAUUAUGUGGUACAGAUUUUUUUUUUUUUUUAUAGGGAAUAACUUUGUCUUUUUAUAUGUGCAUAUUGAUACUUAAGAUGAAUAAAGAUCAUAUGCAAGAUGUUUUGUCACUCUCUCCUAAGUUUACCAUUGAUAAAUAAAAAUGAAGAGAUUUCUAUAAUGAAGUCCCUGUUGUUUUUUUGUCUUUAGUGUGUAUUUGAAUUACUCAUCCUAAUCUAUAUUUAAUCACUGCAUUUUUGCUAAAUGAUCGAUGCUGCAUUGGUUGCUGACACCAUGUAAACCAAGCUUUUUAUUUGGUACCAGUGUAAAAAUUAACAGAUUUGUUUUUCUGGUAUGCUAUUCUGGCCUGUAUCAAUUCAAUCUUCCUACUCUUUUGAAUUCUCUGUGCCUUUGUUUGGUUUGUGUCAGCUGCACUAGACUAUGCUCGUAGGCCUAAAAUAGAGCUGCUGCUCCCAGAACACUCUAAUCUGAGGAAAACACACAGCAGUGCUUUUAUUAUGUACGUACACCUGAUGUGAGCAGAGCAAAUGAAACUCAACAUUUGCAUUUUCCCCCUAAAGAUUGGUCUCUUUUGUUUUUUUUGUUUCAUUAAUCCCAUCAUAGGCACAGUGAGUUUAAUGUGUGAAUUUAUUGUUUUCCUUCUGAGUUAUUAAUCAUACUGUUCUUUGUAUUUACAGUACUGUUAAGGUUAACUCGACAUCUAUUCAAAGUCAUAUUUGAAUAAGAUUAUGCUUGUUAAAGUAACUAAUUAGUUAUAAAUAUAAUAAUUUAUAAAUGUAAUAUUCACAAUUAUAUGCACACUUGCUGCAGACAAAAAUAAA
Molecule: messenger RNA, 1287 nt
Organism: Xyrauchen texanus (razorback sucker)
Lineage: Eukaryota; Metazoa; Chordata; Actinopteri; Cypriniformes; Catostomidae
Product: cytochrome c oxidase copper chaperone
Exons: 4
Coding region: 165-368 (67 amino acids)
Biological process (GO): mitochondrial respiratory chain complex IV assembly
Cellular component (GO): mitochondrial intermembrane space
Molecular function (GO): copper ion binding; copper chaperone activity
Source: RefSeq, a predicted model, not a curated record